AUGGCAUCCCUCUAUCUUUGUAGGGACACAUUGGAGACGGGGGAGCACAUGAAGCUGGUCAAAGCUGACACUGGUGCUUUGGGAUACGAGAACACACGCUUGGAGGAGGAGCUCAUCACGGCACCUCUAUUCUCACUUUCCGCCUGUGAGAAUUUGGAUAACGAGCGUUUGAAUAGCGAGAAAACACUUAACGGAGAGCGAACAUAUCCCCAGUAUGGACUUCUCGGAUUACGGAAUCGAUCUGCUGGCAAGCCACCAGCACAAGAUGAUCUUGUGUAUGCCAAUGUGUCGGCACCCUGGUCUGCCUUCAUCUGCGGCAGCCAAGGAAGUGGCAAAAGUCACACUCUGUCCUGCCUGUUGGAGAAUUCAUUGAUCGCAUCUUCCCCUGCCGGGAAGCUAUCGUCACCUCUGGCUGGACUGGUUAUUCAUUAUGACAAGUUCACGGCCUUUUCCAGCACGCAGCUUUGCGAGGCGGCGUAUCUGCACUCAUCGGACAUUCCUGUGCGAGUUUUGGUGUCACCCACUAACUAUCUUGCAAUGAAAAAGGCAUACACCACACUCGCAGGUGGCUCGAAAAUGCACAAGGUUCUGCCAUUGUAUCUGCCACAGAAGGAUCUGAACAUUGGCAUGAUGAAGACCCUGAUGGGUAUCGGCAACAAAACCGAGCAGCCCCUUUACAUCGAGAUCAUUAUGAAGAUUCUUCGGAAUAUGGCCAUAGCCAACGAGGGCAAAUCCGGAUUCAACUACGGCACAUUCAAACUUCUGCUUCAGAGCGAGCAUUUCUUGAAAGGCCAGCUUGGGCCUCUCAAAAUGCGCUUGGAGGUUCUGGAAUCUUUUUUCGAGCCUGGAUCCGUGCCUGGCGCAACUUCGAAUAUGUCAAAGAGCUCUGAUGCUGAUGAUGCCUGGAAGUUUUCUCCGGGCACUUUGACAAUUAUCGACUUGAGCUGCCCGUUUGUUGACCAAGAGGAUGCAUGCGCUCUUUUCAAUAUCGCCGUUUCCUUGUUUUUGAAGGACCGUCACGACGCGGGUCGCAUCAUUGCCCUAGAUGAAGCACACAAGUUUAUGACUUCCACUUCAUCCGAGGCCGCAGAUCUGACAGAGACACUGCUAUCUGUCGUCCGCCAGCAGCGACAUCUGGCCGCACGUGUGAUAAUCGCAACCCAGGAGCCAACUCUUGCACCGUCACUACUUGAACUUUGCAACAUGACUAUUAUCCAUCGUUUUUCAUCUCCAGCUUGGUUCAAGGCAAUCAAGUCACACAUUGCGGGAGCUGGGAUUGAGGAGCUUGGUCAAAAGACCACGGCCUCGUCGUCGAUCUUUCAGAAAAUUGUUCGUCUGCCGACUGGAGAGGCUUUGGUAUUUUGUCCAACCGCCCUACUAGACAUUGCGAAGUACGACGACCAGCAGGAUGAGGAGUAUUCAAGUGAUACCUCUUCCAGUCAGUCAGAUACUUCAGAUGGCUCGUCCUCUGCAGACAGCUCUCAGAUUGCCACACCUGACUCGGACUCUCAAGAUGAGCCAACUCCGCGUCGCGUUGUUCAGCUCGGAACAGCAUAUGCUCACAUUCGAGUGCGGGAUAGGAUCACUCUUGACGGUGGUCGCAGUGUGCUUGAGCGUUAA
Molecule: messenger RNA, 1620 nt
Organism: Penicillium concentricum
Lineage: Eukaryota; Fungi; Ascomycota; Eurotiomycetes; Eurotiales; Aspergillaceae
Exons: 3
Coding region: 1-1620 (539 amino acids)
Source: RefSeq, a predicted model, not a curated record